This is a messenger RNA of Exophiala bonariae, 669 nucleotides long. RefSeq lists its product as uncharacterized. NCBI's taxonomy places the organism in Eukaryota, Fungi, Ascomycota, Eurotiomycetes, Chaetothyriales, Herpotrichiellaceae. Gene Ontology annotation, cellular component: mitochondrion. The transcript is spliced from 3 exons. The coding region runs from base 1 to 669 and encodes 222 amino acids. Gene Ontology annotation, molecular function: 2 iron, 2 sulfur cluster binding. Gene Ontology annotation, biological process: P450-containing electron transport chain; positive regulation of oxidoreductase activity. The record is from RefSeq and is a predicted model, not a curated record.
AUGGCCGCGCGGAACGCAGCUCGAGGUCUGGUAUCAGGCACCACGUCCACCAUCUCCAGGACCUUCCAGCAACAGCUGGACUCGUCAGCCCUCGCCAAACCACGACCGAUUCUCGGCCGUCCAAACCGCGUCGCGACGAGGGCGAUACGAACGGCAGCAUCCCCGCUAAGCUUGCGCUGUCGUCACCAUCACGCGGAGCGCGAGGUCAAUAAGAGCAUGAUUCGGACGCAUAUCCGCCUGCUGGAGAUAUCGCGGCGAAGGUUCACCACUGCUCCGAUACUAAGCCAUGGGCAUAUCGACCCACCCAAGCCCGGUGAAGAGUUGCAUGUGACGUUUAUUGACAAGGACGGCGACCGCCAUGAAUUCGAAGUAUCAAAGGGCGACAACCUGCUGGAUAUUGCGCAGGCAAACGAUCUAGAAAUGGAAGGUGCCUGCGGAGGCUCAUGCGCAUGCUCGACAUGCCACGUUAUAGUCGACGGUGACGAGCUGUACGACAAGAUGGAGGAACCCUCAGACGACGAGAACGACAUGUUGGAUCUGGCAUUUGGACUCACCGAGACUUCUCGGCUGGGCUGUCAGGUCCUCAUGUCUCCGGAGCUCGAUGGGUUGGUGGUCAAGUUGCCGAAAAUGACAAGGAAUAUGCAGGCCUCGGAUUUUGAGAAGAGCUGA